AAACUCAAAAAAUGGAAAGAGAGGGGCAGGCAAACAACAAAAUCAACAGAGAAAUAUUAAAAGCACUAAUACGAAGUUUUAGAGUAAAUAAAGUGAUAAUUUAUGUUCUACGAAUAUUGUGAUAAAUAUUUUAUGUGACGAUUUUUACAAUAAACAUUUUAAAAAUUCAAUUCUGUAAUAAAUUUGUAAACAAUGCAGCGUGCAAAAACAAAGCGCGGGAGCAGCAGCAAGAAGCAGAAAUGGAAAACAGCUGAUUUCGCGCCAAUGCUAGCACAUGCAAGCGUUCAAAGCGGCAGUAGGUGUUUUACUAAAUCCUUAAAUUACCACGAUUUCUUUUAAUUAUGUUAUAGUGCAGUGUAAAUAGUUUAAAUAACAAAUUGAAAUGUUCAACAUGCCUUUAAUACGUUGCAGUCUGCAAAAAGUGCGCUGUGUAUACCAAUUGGUAGCUAAACAAAGCAGAGUUAGUGCAUCUAGACUCCCACCAGUUGCAACGGCAUGUUUUCAUCUGAAUCAUGCAAUUGCUGCUAAAGUUUUUGUUGACAAGGAGAAUAAACAUGCACAUGACGUGCUGGUGCAAUCAUUGAAGCCUUAUCAAAUCUUCCGCUUGGAUACAAUUGCACAACCUGCAAAUGUGACUGAUGCAACAGAAUUGCCUGCACUAGUAACAACUUCGGACCUGUCAAAUGCCACUUUUGAGGAAGUCUUUGAUACAUUCAACGCUUUAGCACAUUAUUGUAUAAAGACAAACACCUGCAUUUCGGACAGUCGUUUUCAGCACUUUUGUGAAUUUUUCUGUGAACAAACGCAUAAACUCAGCGAUGAGCAGUUGUUAACCGCGCUACGACUAUUAUCCCAAUUACCAACAGAGGCUACAGUGCGUGAAUUAAACUUUAUGCAAUUAUGGAAUAAUUUAGAUGUUGAAUGCUGUCGACGCGUUGAGCGCUGGUCCAGUGAUGAGCUACUAUUGGUUUGUGAUGCUUGGUAUACACUGAAUUUGGCGCGUGUAUCUGAAUACGUCUGGGAGGCAUUACGUAAAUUGGGCCGCAAGAUACGACGUAUGCAACCGGAACAAUUGGUGCAAGCAAUGUUCUACUGUAAUGUGCUGCGCCGACCGGUGUUCGAAAUGUUUGAUUUUGAAGUGAAUCUGGCACGUUUUGCCGACACAAUGUCUCUGCAGGAGUUAGGUGUUAUGUCAAUGGGUUUCUUCAAGACACAAACACCUAUACGUAAUCCUGAGUUGCUGGAUCACUUGUUCAAACGUCUAAUAACGGAAAUACAAACAGUGGACGAUAUCACAUUGGUGUCUAUAUUAAAAGUGCUGCGUUAUAGCAGUAAAAUUCCACAAGUCCCACAAAUUAUGGAGCUGAUGGAGGUCUUGCAAACAGAAAUAUCACGCAUAUCACUGAUGAGCUGCUUGCAUGUGGCGCUCUUCGGUGUGGAGCUGCAGUGCUGCCAUGAUGGCGUCUUAGAGUUGGUGCUACAACGCUUCAAUCAGGACAUAGGAAACGCACGCUUAAAAGAUAUGGAACGCAUUUGCUUGGCAAUCUCUGUGUUUAACUAUCGUAGCCCAACCGGUGUUGAGCAAGAGCUGUGUGCUAAAAUUCUAUCCCUACUUGAAACCAAAAUUGAUGAAAUUAUGAAAUAUCCACGUUGCUUCGUCGCUUGCUUACAUUAUUUGACUCUUUGUGGGCAUUAUAAUGAAGAGAUGAUUACAUCUGUGCUAGAUAAACGUUUUGUGGAUCUCGCUUAUGGCAAAAAUGUGACCAUCGGACGUGAAAUCUUUAAUUUAGACUCUUUUGUGAAAAUAAAUUUGAAAGAUUCGAACUAUACGGGCAAUCAGUUGACGGAAAAGAAGCGUCAUUCUAUGGGCAAAUUGUUAACGCAGUAUAUACCGCAGCGCAAUCAAAAAUUCAGAUUAAACAAAACUGACCGCAUACUCUUGGAGAUCAAGGAGACGCUUGAGCGAAUAUUGCGUCCAAAUACAUUAAAACAUAUACUGCCACAUUUCGAACGUCCAGAUCUCGUUGUGUGCUACGAUAACAAGCAGCGUCACGCCAUACCGCUUGCAGCUGACUGUCCGGUGGACUAUAGUGGCGCUAUUUUGACACGGGAUCUGCUUUUGGGGGAUUCGGAGAAAGUUGAUGUGGAUACCCUCGCUAUUGUUAUAGUUGGUUGGAAUAAUGUCGUCAAGGAUAAAGAAAGAUUCACAGGAUUAUUUGAUAUGAAACUGAAGCAAUUGCGGUUGCUUGGGCACAAACCAAUUUUGAUAUAUUGGCACGAGUGGCGCACACUAGAGACCCCCAUGGAUCGUCAACAAUUUUUAAAACGAAAAUUAGCCAAUACAAUAAAUUUGUAACAGUAAAUGUACAAAAACAUCUAUCUACUAAUAAUAAUAGUUAGCCAAAUUAUAUACCUAAG
Molecule: messenger RNA, 2418 nt
Organism: Zeugodacus cucurbitae (melon fly)
Lineage: Eukaryota; Metazoa; Arthropoda; Insecta; Diptera; Tephritidae
Product: FAST kinase domain-containing protein 5, mitochondrial
Exons: 3
Coding region: 383-2356 (657 amino acids)
Source: RefSeq, a predicted model, not a curated record